Molecule: messenger RNA, 540 nt
Organism: Clonostachys solani
Lineage: Eukaryota; Fungi; Ascomycota; Sordariomycetes; Hypocreales; Bionectriaceae
Source: the annotation of a GenBank genome assembly
AUGGAUUCUCAGUCCGGAGCCCCUGAGAAGGGAGAUACCAAGACCCUUGAGCCCGUCGUUAGCCAUGAACACGGCACUGCGGACUCGAUCCGCAAUUUGCCCCUUGCUGUGGACACAAACUUGAGGCUUGUUGAUGAAGCAAUCGAAGCCAUCGGAUUUGGAAGGUUCCAAAUUCAGCUGACAUUCACGUCUGGCUUUGGCUUUCUAGUUGACCAGAUGCUCCUCGUUGCUAUCAGCCUCCUCACUCCGCAAUCAGCGAUGGAAUUCGGACCCCAAUACCCGACUUUGCUAUCCGCCUCCAACUAUGCUGGCCUCUUCGUCGGUGCGAUUAUACUUGGAGGGUUUGCAGAUAACUUGGGAAGAAGACUGAUUUGGCAACUCUCGAUUUUUGCCGUCUCUGUUGCUGCCCUUCUUGUUGCUGCCAUGCCGAACUGGGCCGGAUUGAAUGCCAUGCUUGCUAUAUUGGGGUUCUUUGGUGGUGGAAAUCGUACGCAUAUUCCCUCCCUGUCUUGUCCCUGUGUGGAUAUGGCUGACAAGAAU